AUGGAAGCUCUAGCAGCGCGCUCCUCCGUGCUCUCGCCGCCGGGGAUCGCCGGAGACGCGUCGCCGUCCCUGUCCCUGCCGCUCCGCCGUGCCUCCGUCGCGUUCCCUGGUCCCCGCAGGAGUCCCUCCUCCCUCGCCAUCUCUACGCUCUGGCUGCGCGCUCCGCCCCGGCGCGGCGGCCGCCUGCUCGCCGGGGCAGGGGAAGACGGGUCCCUGGACCCCGCCGACGACGCGGCUGGCCAGGCGGGAGAUUUUCCAUUACUCGAGAAUAAUGUAACUCUACGUGGAAGCAAUGACAUGGAUACCACUAAACAUGAUGAUGCUGGCACUUCUGGACGUGGUGGGAGUAACACUGGUGGCUCUAGGACUGGUCUGUUCAGAACACCUAUUUCAGGUGGUGUGCACAGUGCAACCGCUGUUCAUGAUUUACCACCACCAGCUUUGGCCGUUCGCAACCUCAUGGAACAGGCAAGGUUUGCUCAUCUGUGCACUGUCAUGUCUCGGAUGCAUCAUCACCGUGAAGGAUACCCAUUUGGUUCUCUAGUAGAUUUUGCACCUGACCCUUUUGGUCACCCAAUCUUCUCAUUAUCCCCGCUAGCCAUCCACACAAGAAAUUUGUUGGCAGACCCAAGAUGCACCCUUGUUGUACAGGUACCUGGAUGGAGUGGACUAUCAAAUGCACGAGUAACUAUCUUUGGUGAUGUCACUCCGUUGCCCGCUGAACAACAGGAAUGGGGUCAUCAGCAGUAUGUUUCAAAGCACCAGCAGUGGGCAUCCCAACAGUGGGGUAACUUUUACUACUACAGAAUGCACACAAUAAGUGACAUAUAUUUCAUUGGAGGUUUUGGUACUGUUGCUUGGAUAGAUGUGAACGAAUAUGAGGCUCUGCAACCUGACAAAAUUGCAAUGGAUGGAGGGGAACACAAUCUGAAGGAACUCAACUCAAUGUUCUCAAAGCCUCUGAAAGAACUUUUAUCAACUGAUGAAGGAGAGGUAGACGAUGUAGCUGUUAUUUCAAUGGAUAGCAAAGGUAUCGAUAUCCGUGUUCGACAUGGUGCACAGUUCAACAUCCAGAGGAUAGCUUUUGAGGUGGAUCACAGUGUCGAAACACUGGAUGAAGCCACGGAAGCGCUUAGGAGGAUCAUCAGCAAGUCUAGGUGGCACACAAGAGCUCAAUUAUGA
Molecule: messenger RNA, 1182 nt
Organism: Miscanthus lutarioriparius
Lineage: Eukaryota; Viridiplantae; Streptophyta; Magnoliopsida; Poales; Poaceae
Source: the annotation of a GenBank genome assembly